AUGUAUGCGACUCUUAGCGAGGAAGUUCAUGGAAAGAACGAGAACCAUUGGGUGCAAGUCAGGGGCGUGAGUGGACAUGAGCUGCUGCACAUUCAACUUGGGGCCCAGACAACAGUAGCGGACUUGAAGCAAGAGCUUUGUCUGAUUUUUCACGUGCCGGCUGAGCAGCAGCAGCUGGCCUUGUCGCGGCAGCUCCUGCAGGAUGAUGGGCAACUGCUUGGAGAAUUGGCAGAGGUGCUGAAGGCAGAGGUUGAGCUGUAUGGGAUGCUCGCAUCGGACUUGCAGAACACGGCGCAGAAAACGGAGCCGCUGAGCAGCUUGGAGUUUGUUCUCUUUGUCGCCUCGGGCUUCUAUGACGUGCGGGUGCCCGAGGAGCUCGCCAGCCCCGGCUUCUUGCUGCCCAAGCUGUCGUUCUCGUUCCCUCAGCUUCCCCUUGCACAGCGCAUCUUCGUGGAGAGCGUGGAGCCAGGCUCCUGGGCCUCCGCGGCUGGCGUCAGCCAAGGCGACGAAGUCGUGGCCUUGGCCGGCCGCCGCGUGGCCAGCCUGGCUAGAGGUGAGUUCAGUGUGCUGCUAGAGAAGACCUUGCACGCCAAUGGGGUGAUCCAGUUCUACAAGGGUGGGCUGAAGUCGUACUUCUGCGACAGCUGUUCAGAUGGCGAAGCCAGUGGCUCUUUGGAGACUGGGUCGGCCGGCUCGGUGCUCUGCCUCUUCGCCGACAUGGAUGACCGUGAGCUGUUGGCCAUGCGCUUGCCGACGGGUUCCAGAAUAUGUGAGCUGAAGCAACACCUGCAGCGGCUGCUCAAGAUUCCAGAUUCCUGCUUGCAGCUGUUGUUCGAGAACAAACCUCUGGAGGAUGACGUGGUGCUCGGCGGCUUUGGUCAAGGGACGAGAUUUGCGGUGCUGCGAAUUGCUCUGUUCACGCAAGAGGAGUUUGGCGGGGCGCUUAAGUCGGACCUGCAACUGGAGCUUGGGCUCGCCUUCGGCGACCCUGCCUUCCUGCCAGCAGGUCGGAUUGCGAUUGCCGCCGUGGAUUCUGAGAAGUGGGCCGACAUGCUGGAGUUCUUAGGCAAUGAUGAUCUGGAGACGCCGAGCGACGGUCAGGUUGUGGCCGUCCUUCCGCGGAAUGACUUCAAUGCGCUGGUCAGCCGUGGGCCGCUGAACUUCCUCUUCCACUCGGCGGAUGUGCCGCGAGCGCUGCCUGCAGACUUCCAGGAGGCAGAGGUUCGGGAGGCUGCUCUGCCAGAUUCUGGCGCUUCUGGCGCUUCUGGCCCAUCGGCGGAAGCACACGCCAUUGAGCCUGAAACGCCCGUUUCCACCCUAAGGUGCACAUCUUUCACCCCCAAGCCACGGCCAAAGCCGAAGGCCACUGGUUAA
This is a messenger RNA of Symbiodinium natans, 1374 nucleotides long. The record is from the annotation of a GenBank genome assembly. Lineage: Eukaryota; Dinophyceae; Suessiales; Symbiodiniaceae.